This is a messenger RNA of Miniopterus natalensis, 3877 nucleotides long. Lineage: Eukaryota; Metazoa; Chordata; Mammalia; Chiroptera; Miniopteridae. The record is from RefSeq and is a predicted model, not a curated record.
AGGGGCAGCCUCGGGGUAUUUUGCUGUGGUAGAAACUGUGUGAGAAAAGAGGGCGUAGAAUUGUUCACCUUGAGCGGUGGAUGCUCAGACCGUAAGGUACUUCCCCGUGGUGCUUCCCCGACAUCCCGCGCCCGGGAGCUCUGCUGCGGGGCUUGGGGCUGGGAGUCCGCUGGGGGGUUGUUUAUCUUGCGGGUGAGAGGGAGUGUGCGCGCGUGUCCCGGCCCCAGCUGAGUCAUCAUGUCCGCGCUGACGCCUCCAACCGACAUGCCGACCCCCACCACUGACAAGAUCACCCAGGCUGCCAUGGAGACCAUCUACCUCUGCAAAUUCCGGGUGUCCAUGGAUGGAGAGUGGCUCUGCCUGCGGGAGCUGGAUGACAUCUCGCUGACGCCCGACCCGGAGCCCGCCCACGAAGACUCUUGGGAGGAUUUGACAGAUUUGGCGGAGCAAAUGCGCGAUGAUACAGAAGACCCUAAUUAUCUCAUGGCUAACGAACGCAUGAACCUGAUGAACAUGGCCAAGCUGAGUAUCAAGGGCUUGAUCGAAUCUGCUCUGAACCUGGGGAGAACCCUGGACUCUGACUACGCACCUCUCCAGCAGUUCUUCGUGGUGAUGGAGCACUGCCUGAAGCAUGGCUUGAAAGCUAAGAAAACUUUUCUUGGACAAAAUAAGUCCUUCUGGGGGCCUCUAGAACUGGUAGAAAAGCUUGUUCCAGAAGCUGCAGAGAUAACAGCAAGUGUUAAAGACCUCCCAGGACUUAAGACACCAGUAGGCAGAGGGAGAGCCUGGCUUCGAUUGGCAUUAAUGCAAAAGAAACUGUCAGAAUAUAUGAAAGCUUUGAUCAAUAAAAAGGAACUUCUCAGCGAAUUCUAUGAAGCAAAUGCCCUCAUGAUGGAAGAAGAAGGAGCCAUAAUUGCUGGUCUCUUGGUGGGUCUGAACGUCAUUGAUGCCAAUUUCUGUAUGAAAGGGGAAGACUUGGACUCUCAGGUUGGAGUUAUAGACUUUUCCAUGUAUCUCAAGGAUGGGAACAGCAGUAAAGGUAGUGAAGGAGAUGGCCAGAUCACUGCAAUUCUGGACCAGAAGAACUAUGUAGAGGAACUCAACAGACAUCUGAAUGCUACUGUAAACAACCUUCAGGCAAAAGUGGAUGCAUUAGAAAAAUCCAACACUAAACUGACAGAGGAACUUGCAGUUGCAAACAACAGGAUUAUUACCUUGCAAGAAGAAAUGGAACGAGUUAAAGAGGAAAGCUCCUACAUAUUGGAAUCCAAUCGAAAGGCUUCUAAGCAAGACAGAACUUCGGAAGGGCAGGCACUAAGCGAAGCAAGAAAGCACUUAAAGGAGGAGACACAGUUGCGACUGGAUGUGGAAAAGGAACUGGAGAUCCAGAUCAGCAUGAGACAGGAGAUGGAGUUGGCCAUGAAGAUGCUGGAGAAGGAUGUCUGUGAGAAGCAGGACGCCCUGGUGUGUCUGCGGCAGCAGCUGGAUGACCUCAGGGCCCUCAAGCAUGAACUUGCCUUUAAGCUGCAGAGUUCAGACUUAGGAGUAAAACAGAAAAGUGAACUAAACAGUCGCUUGGAAGAGAAGACCAAUCAGAUGGCUGCCACCAUUAAACAGCUUGAACAAAGUGAAAAGGAUUUGGUGAAACAGGCAAAGACCUUAAAUAGUGCAGCAAAUAAAUUGAUCCCCAAACAUCAGUAGGCAUUUUGUAGUUGGUCACCUCGCAAGUCUGACAUCACAACUUAAUUAUAAAAGGAAAAAAUCUGGAAGCUAUUACAUUUAGGCUCUGAUUUAUAUAAAACACCACCAAAAACUGACUUUGAAUUUGUUGGACUUUUUAAAAAAAAAAACACAACAAUUUGAUAUAUAGGCUGUGUUUUCUCUUCUUUAUUUUCUCCCCAGAGUUAGAAAAUAUUAGUAUAAGUUCUUAAUUAAAUGCCAAAUAAACUUUGAGAAAUUACUUCUGAGUUGACCAAUAAAUAAAUACUCCAUUUUAAAAAGAAGCCUAGGGAAUUGAAGCUUUAUACAUAUAUUACUGAUGCCUUUACAACCCAGUCCCUGACAACAUCAGAUUCUAGGUACAUUGUCUGCACCAGCGAGCCUGUUCUGCCACUUCGAUGUAAUGAACUGGAGGUGACUACCAUAUGGACUUGGACUCUCCUAAAGUAGUUCUGUGUCUCUUAGGCCAUGACCCUUUUCACUUCUGUUAUAUAGGUUUAAGCCCCAAGCCUGGAUAAGUACUUAGUAUUUCACUACAGUUCUCAGUAACCAAGCCUGCUUGCAAUUUCUUUGCCUUAGUGACUUUGAGGGUGGGAUAAACAGCAUCCUUACAUUUCUUUAAAGUACAUAGAGAUAAAGUUAGCAAUUAGAUGACUAUAAUAACAUAAUACUGUGGAAGCUUGGGAAAGCUCUCCUAAUACUUGUCAUCUUCUACCUCUGCCAUUUUCCUGCAAUUCCGCUUCCUAUUUAGGUAGUUCAGAGAGAACAGUUUUAAUAAAAACACUACUCUCCCAUUAAAAAAAAUACACUACACACAUUUUAAACCCAUCCUGCUUUUCCUUUUGGAGUAGAGAUGACAAGGUACUGACAUGAGUGGUGGUCUCCUGCCUUUCACUCCUUGCUAGCAACAUUCUCUUAAGAGUUUUUGUUCCUUUUUAUUUAGAUGGGGAUUUGUUCAAGUUUCUAGGAAACUAACAAUCUAAUUAUUAGGAGAAACCACUCCAGAGUAUGAAGUAGGUAAAUGAUAAAAACAUUUUUUUUUUAAUUUAGUCUAAAAAGUUCCCAAUAGAUAUCCACAAAUAAUAAUCAGUAGGGUUUCUUUAAGUGGCCACAAAUUUAACCCUUUCUAGGCUCUACAUUGUAAAUAAUCCUAUAAAUAAAGUGAUUUUUUAAAAAUGACUUUUGAUUUUGGGGGACAGGCUUUAAUAAGCCUUCAUCCGUUCAAAAAGUCAUGGCAAAUUUCUUUUCUCUUUUUUCAUUCUGUUAUUUGCAGCAUUUCAGCUGCUCAGGUUGGGACAAAAAUAACCCUUUUGCUUCCUGUUCCUGAAAUUCUGUACCUUUCUGGAAAAACCAGACUCAAGAGAGUACGCUAGAUCUCACGUAUGCUUUCACAGGUCCUUGCAGACUUGAACCAAAGUCAGGUCAAAGAGCACAUGGCCAACCUCAUGGAAGAUCCUGUGCUCUUCAACUUAUUUUACUUCUUAUAAUUUUGCACCUAUUUUUAUCUUUAACGUUUUGUGGUGAAUUACCUUUUCCAUGAUCAUUUGGAAGGGGUGCUCAAACACCAAAAUAAAACAUUUUAAAAACUACACAUAGCAUGCCUCCGAUUCUAUUAUCUAGAGCCCUGAAUGUUUCACCUCUUAGAACAUGCUUCUUUUAGGUGCAAAGUUACAGGAUUCAUGGAAGAAAACACUCAUUAGAAUCUUCCAGAGAAUAUAGUCAGGAAUUCUGUGCAGGGCCAGGGCUGAAUUGCUUGUCCACUUAUAUACCACUUGGCAGGAAGAGAACAGGAAAGAGACGGCCUAAUUCUGACAAAGGCUUCUCCUUAUAUAAUAACCCAAAGCCUGGGGAAGGGUUGAUGUACAAUGUACAAUGAUUUAGUACAAUUUGGGGCUUUGGGGAAGGACCAGGAAAAUGUUCCAGUUCCAUAUAUAAGAAGGUAGUUGCCCAUUUGAAAGUCCUAGUUAUGUGUAUAAAGCAGAAUAUAAAGUACCAAACCAAUUAGGAAAUAAAAACAAAACAAAAAAAAUGGAUUUAACUUUAAUUACUGUGUGCUUGAGGUUGGCUUUGGAUAUGGAUUUUCUAAAAAGUGGUGUUUUGUUGUUUACCCUCUAAUGGCUGUAAACUGUAGUACUAGAAUAAAAAAAUUGGAAAAUCA